AUGGGGCAUUUCCGUGGACGGAGAGGCGGCCUGGGAGGCUGGCGAGGUGCGGACGGAGGCGAAGGCGGAGGCGGAGGUCGCGGGCGACGUCUCAGGGCCUUACCUUGUCCUUCUGGCCGAGCGGAUCCCGAUGGGUCGGACAUGUUCGAAGGCCUCGUUCGCUGGCCGUCGAGCCUCCGGGCUGGCUUGGACCGGGCGGGGCGAGUGGCAAACGGGCUCGCAGGCGGAGGCGGAGGCGGCGGCGGAACCGGACGACGGGGCUGGCUCAGCGAUCAGAACGGGCUCGGGACCGAAGGGUGCACUUCUCACUUCUCCGAGGAAACGUCCAUCCCUGGCAGGCAGUGGAAACCGUGA
This is a messenger RNA of Cimex lectularius (bed bug), 354 nucleotides long. RefSeq lists its product as uncharacterized. The transcript has a single exon. Bases 1 to 354 code for a protein of 117 amino acids. The record is from RefSeq and is a predicted model, not a curated record. NCBI's taxonomy places the organism in Eukaryota, Metazoa, Arthropoda, Insecta, Hemiptera, Cimicidae.